Messenger RNA from Papaver somniferum (opium poppy), 1161 nucleotides. RefSeq lists its product as uncharacterized. The record is from RefSeq and is a predicted model, not a curated record. Lineage: Eukaryota; Viridiplantae; Streptophyta; Magnoliopsida; Ranunculales; Papaveraceae. The transcript is spliced from 2 exons. Bases 1 to 1161 code for a protein of 386 amino acids.
AUGGAAGACCUUCGUGCUGAGAUGAUGGCUGAGAUCAAGCAGCUGAAGGUAAACCAAGGAGGGGGAAGACUAGAUGAAGUAAUGAAAGAAGACAAUACCACUCCAUUGGCAGCACACUUGGCCAAAGAUCUCAUCCCUCAGAAAUGCCCUCUCCCAGUGAAUGGAAAAACUCUUUCGUCGGCAGUCGAACACAAAGAAACCAUCAGAGUAUAUACUGACAGGUGGCACAAGAUCUGCCAAGCAAUAGGGAACGUAGAUCCAGUGGUGGUCAUCAAUUGUUACAAGUGGGGAUUGGAUAGGAUGAGUCCGUUGUUCGUUGAGAUUCAUGGAAGUGUUCCCGAAACCGAAGGAGAUCUUCGGGUUAUCAUCGAGAAGCAUGCCAGGUUGGAAGAAAUCCAUCGGGAAAAUCCUAGGGCCCAUGCCCGAAGAUCUCAUCGGACCAAUUCUGUGGAUCAAGCCAGCGGAUCCAAGAGGAGCGGUUCUGCCGAGUGGCCAAACGAAGAUAAAAGAGGACGAAGGGAUGAUCAUUGCCCUGACGACCGGAAGUUUGAGGAUCAAGUCUACACAAAACUGAAUACCAACUACACUCGCAUUUUGAGAGAUAUCAAAAGUAGAGAAAACCUAGAGUGGCCUUGGUCCAAGGGAAAACAACCACCCAGAUCAGAAAAAUUAAGGGAUUACUGUGAGUACCAUUGUUUCAAUGGACAUCAAACGAAAAAAUGCAAGAACCUCAAGAUAAUGAUCCAAAAGAUGAUCGACGCUGGCGAUCUCAAGCAAUACAUACAUAAGGGAAAAAUCGAAGAUAAGGAUAAGCGAAGAAAGCAAGUCCAGCUACCCGAUGGUAACCGAACGUUCAACACUAUCUCAUGUUCUGAAGCCACCGGACCAUCACUAACUGUCCAGAUAGGCAAAAGGUUAAGGAAGCAAUUUGAAGGUUACUGCGAGUUGUACAAAAUUGAUGGAGUAGAAGUGGACCAACACGAACAAUGGAUGAACGCUCCAGUAACUUUCGAUGUUGAUGAUGUAGAGGAUGACAUGGAGUAUCACAACAACCCCUUGGUUCUUGCAUUACCCAUAGCGGGGUGCAAUAUCAGAAAGGUCCUCAUCGAUGGAGGGAGCUCGGUCAUUCUACUGUUCUAUGACACGUUCAAACGAAUGUAG